Triticum aestivum (bread wheat) is the source of this 1307-nucleotide messenger RNA. RefSeq lists its product as uncharacterized. The transcript has 3 exons. NCBI's taxonomy places the organism in Eukaryota, Viridiplantae, Streptophyta, Magnoliopsida, Poales, Poaceae. The record is from RefSeq and is a predicted model, not a curated record. Bases 137 to 949 code for a protein of 270 amino acids.
CUUGGCGCCCAGCGCAACCGUCUCAACCAACAGCUCUCGCUUCUUGUCUUCUCCGCCUCGCCGCAGCGCCAAGAAACCAAGAACCCACCUCUCCUCCCCCCCGCACGCCUCUGCUCUCCAUCUUCACCGGUGACAGAUGGAUCAGUUCCAUCAUGGCCACCACGUGCGGCUGCGCAGCCGCGUGCACGGCACGUACCUGCACGCAGACGACGACGGGCAUGGCGUCUUCCUCCGCCAACACCGGGCGUCGAUGAACGCGGCUUGGGCGGUUCACCGGCACCAGAUCCAGAACGAGCAGUACCUGCUCCUCCACAGCGCCGCCUACGGCCGCUACCUCGCCGCCACGGACGUGCCGGCGCCGCGCGACCACCGCGGGCUCCGCGUCGAGCAGCGCAACUACAACCAUCCUGAAGUGGAUGCAAUGGUUUGGCAGGUCAUCCUGUCGGAAUCCGGGGAAGGGGUCUACCUCCGCCACAUCGGCGGCCGCCGCCUCCGCGCCAACGGGAGGUACUGGAACACCGACGCCACCGUCGACUACGUCGACGACCUCGACAACAUCAGCAGGAAGAUGCUCUGGGUCGUAGAGCAAAUCCCCUCCAGGGAGAUCAUACCUCCCCUUCCACGUCCCACUAGGCUUCCCCACCUGACGUUGCGGUCGCGGCUGAUCAUGUACAUUUUGCCGACCGUCUACGGGGCCCUCCUCGCCCGCGGCACGUUCGUGUUCAGGGGGAGGUCCGUGUACCGGCUGAGGAAGGAGCUGGCCAGGCAGCUGGGCGUCAUCGUAAACGUGGAGGACUCCGACCUCUUCAUGUGCCUCCCCACGCAGGAUGGCCGGAUUUUUCCACUCGUCGUCGACCUGCCCCGCAGCGGCCAGACCCUCCACAUCGUCGUCGUCGUCGCCGGAACGCCUGCCCAGGCGGCGCUGCGGUACGCGGAUGUCGAUGCAUAGUAGAGAGAUACCAGAGCCAGGACCCCUAGAAGUCGCCUUCAUGUCCACCUCGUCGGAAGUGUCGCCGCCUUGGACACGAUGACAUCAGAACUCAGUUCCUUUCGUUGAGAUAUGGGUUCAGGAAAACCCAGCAGUUGUUGUGUUUCUGCUAGCUAAACUUGGUUUGUUCUCCUGACAGUAGGAAGCCUAUUUGUGUUGGCAUCACCAUUCCAAACUUCUGAAACUGUUUGAACAAUGAUGCAUUUCUCUUAGGUGCCAACACAGAUUUCGUGGUUCUUGAAGUGAGUUGAGCACUUGACUUUUGUUAUUCUGCUGAAAGUUUCAGCCCAUUAGCAGAAGAUGAAUUUUUAUGUCUUCA